Molecule: messenger RNA, 713 nt
Organism: Acanthisitta chloris (rifleman)
Lineage: Eukaryota; Metazoa; Chordata; Aves; Passeriformes; Acanthisittidae
Product: breast carcinoma-amplified sequence 3-like
Exons: 5
Biological process (GO): autophagy; response to starvation
Cellular component (GO): cytoplasm
Source: RefSeq, a predicted model, not a curated record
UGGUCCCACCAGGGAGCCCUGGGCCCAUCACCCGACACGAGUCGUACGACAGCCUGGCGUCCGACCACAGCGGGCAGGAGGAUGAGGAGUGGCUGUCACAGGUCGAAAUAGUGACUCACACUGGGCCCCAUCGCCGCCUGUGGAUGGGCCCACAGUUCCAGUUCAAAACAAUCCACCCCUCAGGCCAAACCACUGUCAUCUCCUCCAGCUCCUCCGUGCUGCAGUCACACGGCCCGAGCGAUACCCCUCAGCCCCUUCUGGACUUCGACACAGAUGAUCUGGAUCUCAACAGUCUCAGGAUCCAGCCGGUGCGCUCGGAGCCGGUGAGCAUGCCGGGGUCACCGCGUCCCACCGCCGACCGCCGCGGGGCCUCCACCCUCAUCGAUGCUACCUCAGGUGCCUUCGACCGGAGUGUGACCUUGCUGGAGGUGUGUGGGAGCUGGCCCGAGAACUUCGGUCUGCGCCACAUGUCGUCCAUGGAGCACAGCGAGGAGGGGCUGCGCGAGCGCUUGGCCGACGCGAUGUGCGAAUCCCCCAGCAGGGACAUCGUGGGAUCAGGAACAGAGCUUCAGCGAGAGGGAAGCAUAGAGACGCUCAGUAACAGCUCUGGUUCCACCAGCGGCAGCAUCCCGCGCAACUUCGACGGCUACCGGUCACCCCUCCCCACUAACGAGAACCAGCCCCUCAGCCUGUUCCCCACGGGAUUCCCUUAA